Messenger RNA from Boleophthalmus pectinirostris (great blue-spotted mudskipper), 893 nucleotides. RefSeq names its product beta-1,3-glucuronyltransferase 2 (glucuronosyltransferase S) (gene b3gat2). Gene Ontology annotation, molecular function: galactosylgalactosylxylosylprotein 3-beta-glucuronosyltransferase activity. Gene Ontology annotation, biological process: carbohydrate metabolic process; chondroitin sulfate proteoglycan biosynthetic process. Gene Ontology annotation, cellular component: Golgi membrane. The record is from RefSeq and is a predicted model, not a curated record. The transcript is spliced from 4 exons. Bases 1 to 885 code for a protein of 294 amino acids. Lineage: Eukaryota; Metazoa; Chordata; Actinopteri; Gobiiformes; Gobiidae.
AUGAAGUCGGUUAUCUUCAGUCGGUUCUUCAUCCUUCUCCCGUGGGUUCUAAUCGUCAUCAUCAUGAUCGACAUCGACACCAAACGCACGUUCCGCUCUCCGAUGGCGCGCCAACGGGCCCAGCGGACAGCGGCGGCGAAUUUAUCGGCGUUGCCCAUGAUCUACGCCAUCACGCCGACGUACUCGCGGCCGGUGCAGAAGGCCGAGCUCACCCGGCUGGCGCAGGCCUUCAGGCAGGUGCCCCGCUUCCACUGGAUCGUCGUGGAGGACGCCUCGUCGAGAUCGGAUCUGGUGACGAAGUUUUUGGCGAAGAGCGGGGUCUCGGCGUACACGCACUUGCACAUUUUUACCCCGCGCCGGUUCAAGCGGGCCGGGAUGCCGAGGGCGACGGAGCAGAGGAACGCGGCGCUGACGUGGCUGCGGCAGCAUCGCACCAGGAGGGACGCCGGCGUGGUGUUCUUCGCCGACGACGACAACACGUACAGUCUGGAGCUUUUCGAUGAGAUGCGCAGCACUAAAGGCGUGUCCGUGUGGCCCGUGGGCUUCGUGGGGGGUCGGGCUUACGAGCGCCCCCUGGUGUCCGGGGGUAAAGUGGUCGGCUGGUACACGGGCUGGAGACCCGACCGACCCUUCGCUACGGACAUGGCAGGUUUCGCGGUGAACCUCCAUGUGAUCCUGUCCAACCCUCGAGCUCAGUUUAAGCGCAGAGGGUCUCAGCCCGGGAUGCAGGAGUCUGACUUCCUCCGACAGAUCACCACAGUGUCCCAGCUGGAGCCCAAAGCACACAACUGUACCAGGGUCCUGGUGUGGCACACGCGCACGGAAAAACCACAUCUCGCCAACGAACCCAAGCAUCGCAAGGACACCGUGAUCAUCGAGGUCUGAGCCGCGAA